Lycium ferocissimum is the source of this 1496-nucleotide messenger RNA. RefSeq lists its product as uncharacterized. Bases 132 to 1169 code for a protein of 345 amino acids. Lineage: Eukaryota; Viridiplantae; Streptophyta; Magnoliopsida; Solanales; Solanaceae. The transcript has 5 exons. The record is from RefSeq and is a predicted model, not a curated record.
AUGAAGAAAAGUAGAAUAAGCGAAAAAACUUGUACUUUACUCUAUAAAUAUCCAAACAAACACAGCCUAAUAAUACUGUGGCGGUUAAAUCACUUCAUCAAUUCAGUUAAUACAGUUUCUUCCACAUAGAAAUGAAUUUUCAAGAACCACAAGACGAACAACAACAUUCAGUUGAUUCUCAAUUAGCCAUGCUCCAUCUCAACACCACCACCACCGGUAUCCACCACCACAACUCCACCACAGAACAACAAUGCCAUUCUUUUGAUUCCCUCAAUAAUCAACAACAACAACAACCACAUUUCUCACCCGAAAAAACUACCCUUUUACCACCCAUUUCCACUACUAAGACAAAGAAGAGAUAUUCAAACACUCGUUUCUCUUCAUCUCUUGAAGAACCCUUUCCGAAAAGAACUGCCACUGUCACCCUUUUACCAACCAUUUCCACCAUAUCCAAUGACAACAACAACAACCAUUUGCAAGGAUUCAUCAAACUCCCACUUGAAAACCACCGUAAUCUUGAAACUCAGGCUUUCUUGAAACCCCAACAGUUUGAAACUUCAACAACUCCAUCUCCAGCAAAGCCACCAUUACCACCACCACUUUAUCGGACUUUUUCUGACCCGACAGGUUCUUGUUCUUACAAGAGAAAAUCGCCUACUCCGCCACCUCACCAUACCCUUGCAAGAACAACUAGUUGGUCACCAAAUGAGGAAUCUCCAACUACUAUGAAGUCCCCUAAUCACUAUGCUCUCACAAGAACAGCUAGUUGGUCAUCAAAUGGAGAUUCUCCAACUACUAUGAAAUCUCCUAAUCUUACAAGAACAGCUAGUUGGUCACCAAAUGUUCAAGAAUUAGGUGUCUCUAUUAACAAUGGAGAAUCUCCUACUGCAAUGAGGCUGAAGAGAAUGAAGGAUGGAAUGAGAGAAAUGAGACAAUGGUGUGACCUUAUGAUUCAAGAAGAAGAUGUUCAAGAAGAAACUGAACCUGAAGAAAACAAGAUUGUAAAGGAUGAUGAGACAGAGAGUGGAGGAGAACCAUUGUGUGAGGAAGCAGUGUGGGUUGAGAGAAUGGGAAGCUGUCUGAUACUUCAUUUCAAAUGUCCCUGUGGUAAAGGCUAUCAGAUUCUGCUAAGUGGAAAUAAUUGCUACUAUAAACUCACCAAUUUCUGAGACCUUGUUACUCAAGUCAAUUCAGCGAAAAAAAGGACUAACUGGAUUAGAUUCACGAGUCAUAGAAGAACUAGUUAACUGCCAUUUAAGUCAGUAUAGGUUAGCUGCAUUCUUUAGUAUUCUUUCAAUAAGUAAGCUUCAGGAUUCGUUUUCCAAUUUGGUAAAAGGUGUUCUUUAGUUUGCUUAUAGUCAAUGUGUAAAAUUGUUUCAUUCCUUUUUAGAUUUGUGGAUAUGAUUGCAUAGUGAAGAACUGCCAGUCUUCUUUAGUCUGUUUUUUAGCCAAACUGUAAACUUGUUUCAUUCCUUUUAGAUUUGUGAAUUCAGGGU